Messenger RNA from Corythoichthys intestinalis (scribbled pipefish), 4988 nucleotides. Its product is annotated as SH3 domain and tetratricopeptide repeat-containing protein 1. Gene Ontology annotation, molecular function: protein binding. The transcript is spliced from 21 exons. The record is from RefSeq and is a predicted model, not a curated record. The coding region runs from base 398 to 4195 and encodes 1265 amino acids. Lineage: Eukaryota; Metazoa; Chordata; Actinopteri; Syngnathiformes; Syngnathidae.
AACUGUUCUCAAAUUUGGAGAAAUGACAUCAAAUUGACAAGUUUCCAGUCAAACCAUUAAUUUAGAAGCCGGUCAUUGGGUGUGAAGAAAGCUUGUGUUGCCUUGGGAGAUGGAAUACUUGUUUUUCUCCGUACUUCUGCAGCCCAUGUGAAGACCAGCAAUAAGCACAAACAUCCUUUGGCCUGAUUCACCUUGUAGUGAAUGUUAUGGAAGCUGACGGCAGCACCUUGCUGGGAUGUUCCUGCACCCUGAGUACAGAAAACCACACGGAUGAAGACUCCAACCUGACUUGGGAAUGUAAGAGAAGAGUCAAAGCAUCGACUGAGGGGUUGACACUUGUUUCCUCCUCAAAAAUGCUGAUGUGUGUCCUCACAUCAGAGCAUUACAAGCGAGUACAAUGGAGAAAAGCAGACCACACACCAAACUUGGUGCCGCUUUCUCCAGAGGUGCCGCCACCAGAACAUCUGAGGGGAAUCAUCCAACAGCUCUUCCCAUGCGACUGGACGCAGUCACGGGUGACGAGCGUCUUCCUGCGCACGAGCAGUUGCAGGAAAUGCUGCGAGGGAAACUGCGCAUUCAGCAGGCCGACAGCGCUCAACUCGGCGCUCUCUUGAUGGAGUUGUCGUGUAACCUUGUCGCCGUUGAUAGCGAAGACCAAGUGGUUUUUGUCACCUUCAAAACAUUGGAGGAAGUCUGGAAGUUCACAACGUAUUACACGCUGGGUCUGCUCGGUCAUUUCAUGGAACAUCUGAUGUUCGACCAAAAGAUGUGGCUCAUCUCCAUGGAAAAGCAUCUUGGAAUCCAGGUUUCUAUUCCGGAGGACACGCUUCAAGUUCUCUACAUGUGCGUUCUCACGGAAGAAGCGUCGCUGUUUGCACGCUGCGCGACCGGCCAGGUGUUUGACAGCUGCACCUCCGGAGGCGACCUGUACCUAGAGCGGGGCGACGUGGCACUCUUCGAGCCCCCAUUCCUCGACUCGGGUUGGACCGUUCUCCGCCUGGCCGACGGGGUCAGAGGCACCGCGCCUGAACCUGCGCUGGAACCCCUCGUACCUUUUCACCAGUGGUUUCUCAAGUCUUGUUCAGAGAACGUUUUGGUGGGUGAUGGCAAACCGACACGUGACCUCCGUUUGCACUUUGCCACAGGAACAUGCAUGGUGACGACGCAGUACGACGCAGAAGGUCCGGACGAGCUAAGCGUGGUACCCGGCGAUUGCAUCACCAUCGCUGGACGAUUGGUGUCCUGUCACGACUGGUUCUUGGGCGUGAAGGAGGAAACGGAGGAAGCGGGUCUUGUGAGGACAAGCCUGGUGGAACUAUCUAGUGACACCUAUGAUUCUGAAGAUGUUCUUCUCAACGAGGAAGAAAUGAGCUGCAUCAUGCUGCAAGAGGACAACGUCACGGAGGAAAUGAUGACCUUCCUCCAGAGGAUAAUCCAAAGUCAUACUGGACACAAGUACAAACUAGAUUUGUUUGGUCUUCAAGAAUCUGAGAGGAGUCAUUCCAGUGAACCUUGGACGACACUUGAACCUGACGCCAAAGAAAAUACAGAGGAACUUCUUGAUGGAGAAAAGCAUCCACCUGAGAGUGUCUACCAAGAGACCCAGGAGGAUGCUACUGAUCCUGUCGCUCGCCAACUCGUUCCUCAUAUCGACUUUCAUCCGGCUGAAGAAAGACAAAACGGAGAGAACGAGUCUUUGCUGAUGUCUUUUUUAGAAGAACGGGAUUUCAAAGAUCAGUUCAGAGUCCUUUACACGCAAAGUCCUGAACUUCUGUCCUCGACGGUCUUCUGUAGUCGCUGGCACGAGGACGAUUUGAUUUCCUUUUUGUCCGUCGCUAGGGAAACUGCUCGGAAGAAGCGGUUCUUGUGGGCCCAGACUCGUUUGUGCUUUCUCUUGGGCAAGUUCUGCGCGGCCCAGACCAAAUUUAGCCAGGCCCGCGUUUAUUUUGAAGAGGCUCUGGGCGUGCCUCGAGAAAUUUUUCACGAUCUCAGGCUGCUGGCCAGCAUUUACUCCAACCUGGCCGCUAUUUAUCUUUUACAGAAGAACACUGAGAGCUUCUUCGGUCUGGCUGAGCGACUCGCGGCCUUGUUAAUGGGAACGCCGUACUGUCUGGAAUGCGUGAAGGAAAGUUCAGUUCUAGAAUACGCCCUCAAGAAAGCAAUUCUGUCUCAAAACGCAAUGGCUGAGGCCCGAGCAUGUUGUCUUCUGGCAACGCACCAUUGGACUUGUAAAGAACGCGGAAAAGUCAUCCCCUACCUCGAGAGGUUCCUUGUUCUUUACGCUGGAGCUGAGGGAAAGGUCUCCUCCAGUGGAGUACAUCUAACCCUGGGGAGGCUGUUUAGGGAAAUGGGUCUACCUUAUCUGAGUAUUUGCUCAGCCGGAAGAGCAUCGUGGCAUCCUUCUGCGACGCUGACGCACAGCCUUAGCAGCCUUCUUCUCGUUUCGGACCACACCGUGGAGAAGAACUCUUUCCCGGCGCACUUGGCUCCGUAUUUACACCGCUGCCUUUCUUUGACCGACAGCCAAGCAGCGUCAUGCCUAAGAACACAUUUAGCGCUGAAGCACCAGCUGACAGUUUGUCUUUCACGGCUCUUUUACCGGCACGGGAUGAUCGACCACGCCAUCAGACUAAUGCGCGAUCUGGUGGACGACGCUCUUCUGCCGAACGAUGUGGCAGAACGGAAGAGUGCCCUCAUCUGGCUGGCGUGGCUCCACAUCCAUGACGGUCGACCAAGCACCGGGCUUCACAUCUUGGAGUCGGUCUUGGCUGAACUGCCGGAGCACUGCACCACGCCGCUGGAAGGGCUGGUGCUCAAUAUGCGUGGCGUGGCUCUCAGGUGCACAGGGGACCUUCGCAGGGCGGCGCAGAGCUACAGAGCCGCAGAAGACGUCUGCAGGGAGUACCAGGACAUACCAAAUUGGGCGAUUGUUCACGCAAAUCUCGGCCUGCUGUGCCUCAAGGCUGGAGCGAAGGGGCUAGCGCAGAAGCACCUGAUGGAGUCGGUGCAGCUCUUCUCAGCACGAGCCGAAGGCCACGAGACGAGCUUCAUCGCCGUGCUGCUAGAACUGGGGCGACACUGCGUGAACGAGCGACGGAUGCAUCACGCAAAAGGAUGCUACGAGUGGGCUUUGCUACUGGCCAUCAACUCCAACCUCGACGAGUGCCAACUGACUGCGCUCAGAUGUCUGUGCCAACUGUACGAGCGGGAAAGUCCCGACCGGGUCUGCCGUCUCAUCUACGGCCUGCACCAGGUCCGUCUGCUUCAAGGUACGCCAGACCGGGAACAGGAGGGUGAAGCACUGGAGGCCAUUAGCCAGCUCUUCCUCUCGCUGGCCACACACAGAGCCUACCGCACCGCUCUGGAGCACACCAAGAGCAGUCUUGCGAUUUUCAUCGAUCUGGGCCGCAGAGAGAAGGAAGCGUACGGGUGGUUGCGGGCCGCCAAGAUCUACCACCUCCUUGGCCAAGUGGAACUAGUGGACCUUUACGUACAGGCAGCUCAAGACGUCGCUCUGAGCACCGGAGACACCAAGUUCAUCUUGGAGCUCCUCGAAGCUGCCGGAGACAUCUUCUUUGACAGCGGACACCAUCAAGACAAGGCGGUUGUCUAUUACAGGGAUCGCGCGCUUCCCAUUGCGAUGAGAAGUGGCGCCGCAUACAGCCGGCUGAGGUUGUGCAACAAGCUGACGGAAGUCCUGCUCGCUCUCCGACUCUACGCAGAAGGUGUGGCGUUCGCGCACACCGCGCUGGAAAUUAGCAUCACCUUGGGCGAGCGCCUGAACGAGCGAGUAGCCCACCACCGUCUGGCGUCGGCGUACCAGCGUUUGGGCCAGUGGGAGCUGGCCGAGCACUAUUUCCUCAAAACUUUGAGCCUCUGCCCGGCUCCUCUGCAGUUCGACGAGGAAGCGCUCUACUACAUGAGAGUCUAUCGGACCCUCGGGGACAUCCUCUUCUACAAUCUUAAGGAGCCGUUCGACGCUGCGGGCUACUACCACUUGGCGUUGGCGGCAGCCAUGGACGUGGGCAGCAAAAAGUGGCAACUGCUACUGUGCACCCGCCUCGCCGCCCUGUACCACAACUUCCUGCUGGACCGCCACCUCUCACUCUUCUUUUACAAGAAGUCCAGAAGCCUGGCCGCGGAACUCAACGCCAGGAGGGGCAACGUGGCGGCAAGUGGCGCCAAUGGUUACUAGGGUGCGCCAUCAACCGGUAUUGCCCUUCACAUUCAAGGACUCUAAUCACUUGUGGCUAACGGUCCUGUUACCACGAGAAGCAUAAAAGAUAGCAAACUACAUUUGAACAAGGAGACUGGAGUAAACGGCGCGUUCGCUUUGAGGAGAUGCUAAAAAUAUCCGCGAGACUGACCAACGGGUUUGAGAGGCAGACAUAUUUAGAGCAUCUACUUAUUUUAGCGCUGCGCGAAAUUAUAUUUAGCUGCCAUGUACUAUGCGAGUCCUUAACCUGGAAUACGCUAAAAUGAAUAGCCCCGAAACUGUUAAGACGUGACAAAAAUGUCAAAAUGGAUUGGAUAUCCAUCGAGAUGAACAGUAUGAGACAUAAAGAGGAGCGAAUGUCACAAGUCGAUGUAGGAGGUAAGGAGAUUGAUGAUGUCUUGUGCCCAGUCAGUGUUGCUGCAGUAGCAAUUAGAUAAGAGGUCUGCAUCAGCAGUCAGUCAGUCCGGAGCAAUGCUAUUAGCGAUGUAUCACAAAACCAAGCUGACGUGAACAUGGACGACACUCUUUUGGAGAAAAAGACUGUUUAAAAGGAUUUUUAUGGUCGUUUGAAUGUCAAUUAUUUUUGGUUGUUUCCACCGAAAACUGAACUAGUGACAGCCUUCAGCCUAGAGUAGCACAAUAGUGCUUGUUCUUGUAAAAUGGUUGAACAUUCAAAAGUUUCAAAAAUGUGGUGCUCUUGGCUUCUACAACUCCAAGCAAAAAGAAUCACCAGCCUCGGACGAGCACUGAGACAUUUUAUCAUGUGGAACAA